Molecule: messenger RNA, 757 nt
Organism: Hibiscus syriacus
Lineage: Eukaryota; Viridiplantae; Streptophyta; Magnoliopsida; Malvales; Malvaceae
Exons: 3
Coding region: 83-595 (170 amino acids)
Source: RefSeq, a predicted model, not a curated record
UCUAAUUAUUUUCUUGUUUCAUUUGAUCAUCUUACACUUGAGCAAACGUGAGUAGCAUAUUCGACUAAAAAGUUUUAGGAUUAUGAAGCAAAUGAAGUUGGAGACUGAUAGUGUAAUUGAUAAGCCUAAACUAGCAAUCCCCCCACCUCCACCUCCUCCACCACCGCUUCCAAGAUCCUGGGCAAGAAAGACUAGUGCAGACAGUGUGACAAACCGUGAGAUUGCCAAAUUCUGGAGGCAGAAACACGCCGAGGAGGAGGAUCACCUCCUGGCAGCCAUCAAGGCCGCAGCACGCAAAAGGGCCCGCAAUCUGUCGGAGGAAGACUACAAGAGCUUCGAGGAGUCACUGAGCGAUGAAGAGUACAACGCUAAGCAGAAUAUCACAGCCCCAACUAAUGACAGCAAAGGCAAUGAUAAGAACAAUGAAGUUCGUGUGGGGAUAAAAGACUGGUGGACGAAUAGCAAGUAUGCAUACUUAAACCAACCAGCUGUUGAGUCUACGGACAAUCGAAGGCGACGUGCAUCCACUUAUAUACCGAACUUUCUCAAUUAUAAACCAGCCCCAUUGUAUCCUACAUCACUUGGUGUCUUUUAAAUCAUUGAGAUGGAGGAGCUUUUUUCAACCCUCAAUUGAUUGCAUUACCUCAUAUCAGGAAAAUAUAUCGUUGUCCUUUUAGUUUCCGUGUAAGUGAAACCUCCGUUCAUUUGUUUGUGUGCUUGCAAAUAAGCAUGGUUAUGAGAAAAUCCUGUUGUAGAC